Gigantopelta aegis is the source of this 496-nucleotide messenger RNA. RefSeq lists its product as uncharacterized. The transcript is spliced from 13 exons. The coding region runs from base 82 to 456 and encodes 124 amino acids. The record is from RefSeq and is a predicted model, not a curated record. NCBI's taxonomy places the organism in Eukaryota, Metazoa, Mollusca, Gastropoda, Neomphalida, Peltospiridae.
AUAGCUAACGUUGCAACAACAGCCUGCGAUACCAUUGUACAGCUAAGACAUCUACUAACAGAAAACAUACAGAUUGGCACUAUGAAGGUCCUUGUGUUCCUCGCCUGCCUAACAGUAGCAAGCUGCCUCCCUCUCAGUGAAGUGGUGGACACAGAUCUUCUUUACAGGAUCACAAAAGAUAUUCCGCAUGUUACUAUUCCACAUGUCACUAUUCCUCAUGUCUCUAUUCCCCAUAUCACCAUUCCACAUGUCACAAUUGGAAAACGAGAUAUUGAAAUGAGAGGUUUGUUUGAUGGCCUUUGGUACAAAUUCGAGCCAAUACUUCCAUCAUUUACUCUCGCAGACACAGUUCUUGGAAAACGGGACAUUGACGCACGAUUUGUUGUCAUUGCAGGUGACGCAUACCGUUCAAGAUUUAUUCGGAAGACAGAAGAUAUUGCAAUGUUACUGUUAUAAAAGAAACAAAAUGGACGAAUAAAACACAUAUAAUUAUUAA